Rhizophagus irregularis DAOM 181602=DAOM 197198 is the source of this 3938-nucleotide messenger RNA. RefSeq lists its product as uncharacterized. The record is from RefSeq and is a predicted model, not a curated record. Gene Ontology annotation, cellular component: MutSalpha complex; nucleus. Gene Ontology annotation, molecular function: ATP-dependent DNA damage sensor activity; mismatched DNA binding; ATP binding. Lineage: Eukaryota; Fungi; Glomeromycota; Glomeromycetes; Glomerales; Glomeraceae. Gene Ontology annotation, biological process: mismatch repair.
AUGUGGAAAGAUUGAUGUUCAGGUAGAUUCUCAAAAGCAUUUAUGAACGCGACGUAUCGGCUUAUAGGGAGACGCGAUCUACUUUUUUUUUAUAUCCUUGCAAGAACAACGCAAGAACAGCGCGUUUUUUUCGAGUUAGACAUAAAAUAAGUUCCGCUAAAAUGCCAAUUAGCAAUAAGGUACAAUCGAAGUUGAACUCAGUACAGAAUAAAAGAAAAACUUCUACCCCAGUCGCAACACAAAGUAGCCUUCUUUCGUUUCUUAAGAAAGAAGUACCAGUAGAAGCUAACAAUGAAAGAAAAGCUUCCGAGAAACUCGAGCUACCUCUUACUCCUGUAACUCCUAAAUCUCGGCGGGAGAAAAAUAUGCAAAAUAUCGAUAACGAGCAAGUAAAUAAUGUAGAAACUACGAGUAUCGCCGAGAUAACCGAAGAGUCAACUUCGGGGGAAAGGGUUUUGAGACGAAGAGUUAAACGUAAAAUUUACGUUUCUUCUGAUGAUGAUGAUUCGAAUGAUAAGCACGAUUCCACAGAUCCUCCUUCAAAAAAACCUCAUACUAAUAUUGAUGAUGACUAUGUCGAUAAUUGUGAACAAAAAGAAAGUGAUGAUUUUGAUAUGAAUGAUGAAGCUGCUAGUGAGGAUGAUUCGGAAGAUAAUUCAAUGGCAAAAUCUUAUCAGAAAAACCGAAAUAAAAAUUCAAAUAUCGUACAGUUCAAAUUAAAGGGAUUUUCCUCGAGUUCAUCUUCUCGCCGAGGUUCGAGUUUCUCAUCUUCAGCUCAUAUGACUAAUACUGAGAAAAAGAAGCAACGUGCUGUGGAUUUUAAAGCCAAGAAUGAAGAGCGAUACAGCUGGCUGCAAAAUGUUUGUGAUGUGGAUGGAAAUCUUGAAGGAUCACCUAAUUACGAUCCACGUACUUUGUACGUUCCUAAAUCCGCGAAGUUUACUCCGUUCGAAAAACAAUACUGGGAAAUCAAAUCUAAUCACUGGGAUACUGUUGUAUUUUUCAAGAAAGGAAAAUUUUAUGAGUUGUAUGAACGUGAUGCAGAUAUAGGUCACACAGAAUUCGACCUUAAACUUACAGAUCGUGUCAAUAUGCGUAUGGUCGGCGUACCCGAGUCUUCUUUUGAAUAUUGGGCAGCUAAGUUUAUAGCAAAAGGUCACAAGGUCGCAAGAGUUGAUCAAAUGGAAACAGCACUUGGCAAAGAGAUGCGCGAAAAAGCGAGCAAGAAUAAGGAGGAAAAAGUUAUAAGACGCCAGUUAACUUCUAUUCUUACUGCCGGAACAAUUGUAGAUGGUGGAUUAUUAACUGAUGAAAUGUCAACUUAUUGCAUGUCAAUUAAAGAACAUUGUCCAAACGAAAUUGAUCCACCUUCUUAUGGCGUUUGUUUUGUUGAUACUGCGACCGGCGAAUUCAAUCUUGCGUCAUUUGUUGAUGACAUUGAUAGGACCCAAUUCGAAACUUUAAUCAUGCAAGUCAAACCAAAAGAAAUAGUAUAUGAAAAAGGAAUGCUCAGUAAACGUUCACAGCGCAUUUUAAAAACAUGCAUUAAUUGCCCAAUAUGGACCGGGCUGAUACCUGAAAGAGAAUUUUGGGAUGCUAAUGCGACUUGGGAUGAGAUUAGGUUUUCUCGAUAUUUUUCUAAUAAACCAAAGAAUUCAUCUGAUCAAGAUGAUGUCAUCAAUGAAGAUAAUGAUAAUGAAUAUAAACCGGAAACUUGGCCUGAAGCUAUUAAAAUAUCCCGGAACAAGCCUUUAAUGUUGUCCGCUUUAGGCGGACUGAUUUGGUAUUUACGUUCAUUGAAACUUGACGAGGAACUAGUAUCAUUGCGAAACUUCAGAAUAUAUGACCCGAUUUGUCAUAGCACUUCACUAAUCCUCGACGGUCAAACUUUGGCGAAUCUUGAAAUUUUCGAGAAUAACUUAAAUGGAAGCGAUCAAGGAACUGUAUUUAAAUUGUUAAAUCAUUGCAUCACACCAUUUGGAAAGCGAACUUUUAAACAAUGGUUGUGUCAUCCGCUUCGAAAUGUAGAUGAUAUUAAUGAACGAUUGGAUGCUAUUGAAGAAUUAAAUAAACAUCCUGGUUUUCGAGAAUUAUAUGACGAAACAUUUUUACAUUUUCCAGAUCUGGAAAGAUUAAUCAGUCGGAUUCAUGCAGGAACAUGCAGAGUAAAAGACUUUUUACUCGUAUUAACUUCUUUCGAAAAGCUAAUGGAUACAGUAGAUAAAUUUAAAGAAUAUGCAAAACAAUUUUAUUCGGGUAAAUUACUUAAAUUAAUUGGGAGCGUACCGGAUCUGUCUCCCAUGUUGUUAUAUUUUAAAGAAGCUUUUGAUCAUGAUCAAGCUGAAAAAGAGGGGAAAUUAUUACCUUAUCCUGGAAUCGAACAGGAUUAUGAUGAAAUUAAUCAAAAACUUUGCACGGUUGAGAAGCAACUAGACGAUUAUUUGAAAGAGACAAAAAAAUUAUUGAAGUCUGAUAAGAUUGUAUACAAAGAUAUUGGAAAGGAAAUUUAUCAGCUUGAAGUUCCAAAUGGUAUAAAGGUUCCAAAUGAUUGGAAGAAGUUGUCGUGUACUCGGAAAGUAAAUCGUUAUUGGAACUCUACUCUCCAAAAAUUUAUAAGAGAUCUUCAAGAAUCACUUGAGACUAAAUCCAAUAUUUUAAAAUCUCUACAAGGAAGAUUUUAUGAAAAAUUUGAUGCUCAUUAUCAAAAGACGUUAUCCGCGGUUAAAAUCAUUUCAGAGAUAGACUGUUUGCUCAGCUUGGCUGCUAGUUCAAAGGCAUUGGGAGAACCAUCGUGUCGACCUCAAUUCGCGCAAGAUGGACCAAGUGUCUUGGAAUUCGAAGAACUAAGACACCCCUGCGUUACGCCCAGCAUUGCGACAGAUUUUAUACCCAACGACACAUAUUUGGGAGGUGACAAUCAAAAUAUUAUCUUAUUGACCGGUCCUAAUAUGGGUGGAAAAUCCACAUUCUUGCGUCAGAAUUGUGUAGCAAUUAUUAUGGCACAGUUAGGUUGUUGCGUGCCUGCAAAAAAAUGUCGCUUGACACCCUUUGAUAGAAUCUAUACACGCAUUGGCGCAAAUGAUAACAUCCUAGCGGGACAGAGCACUUUCAUGGUAGAAUUAAACGAAACUUCAAAGAUUUUACAUGAAGCGACACCAAGAUCUAUGGUCAUUCUUGAUGAAUUAGGUCGCGGUACUUCAACCUUUGAUGGGUAUGCUAUUGCCUAUUCGGUUUUACAUUAUUUGGCAACGCACAUCGGUUGUUUGGGACUAUUUUCUACUCAUUAUGGCAUGUUAACACAAGAAUUUGACAAGAAUCCUAAUGUCGCUCUUAAACAUAUGAGCUGUCAAGUUGAUCAACACAAAAAAGAGGUUACUUUUCUUUACAAGUUAGUACCUGGAGUAUGUCCCAAAUCCUAUGGAAUGAAUGUGGCUAAUAUGGCAGGAGUUCCGCGAGAAAUUGUAGAUCGUGCGGAAGUUACCGCUGCUAAAUUCGAACAAACUUCGCGCUUGCACGAUACUUUAACUGCUAAUGGCUCUAAUGUAGCAAUUUCAACGCAGUGUGAUUUCGUAUUUAUGUUGAAGUCUGCAUUUAAAAAAAUUGAUGAUGAUGUAGGUGAUAGAGCAUUAGAUAAUCAGACUGAACAUGAAAAGGAGAAGAGACAGACUAGAGUGUUGAAAACUAUUAUAAAUAGGAUUAAGAACGACAGAUAACAAUUUGACUUCAUAAUUAGUAGUAUAUUAUGAGAUACCAGCUUGAGGAAUUUAAAUACAUACAAAAUAUAGCAAUUUCUGUUUCAAUCAUAUGUAUUAAUAUUAAUAAAACCCUGAUUGGCGGUUGAUUUCAUUUACCAUAUAACCAUGUAUAAAAUGCUGAUGAGGAUCAAAAAAAGCUCGGGCACGUGAUUCAUGUGAUUUGACUGUGGCUAAGUGUGGCUA